UCUGUACAGUCCUCCCAGUCUCCCAGCCACAGUCAGAGUGUGGGUGUAUUGUGCAGUCACUGGGUCAUUCAACACAGUCUGGGUUCCUUGGGUGACAGUGGUGGAGUCUCUGGUCCAAGUGACAGUGGUAGCAGGUCCACCAGUGGAGAUACAGGUGAGGAUGAACUGAGGACUGGCUCCAUUGAGGUCAGACUUCACUGUCAGUUCCCCACGUAUUGAGAUGUCUC
Messenger RNA from Geodia barretti, 227 nucleotides. Lineage: Eukaryota; Metazoa; Porifera; Demospongiae; Tetractinellida; Geodiidae. The record is from the annotation of a GenBank genome assembly.